This is a messenger RNA of Cryptococcus deneoformans JEC21, 406 nucleotides long. RefSeq lists its product as hypothetical. Gene Ontology annotation, cellular component: proteasome complex; proteasome regulatory particle, lid subcomplex. The record is from RefSeq and is a predicted model, not a curated record. The transcript is spliced from 4 exons. Gene Ontology annotation, biological process: proteasome assembly; mRNA export from nucleus; double-strand break repair via homologous recombination. Lineage: Eukaryota; Fungi; Basidiomycota; Tremellomycetes; Tremellales; Cryptococcaceae. The coding region runs from base 53 to 370 and encodes 105 amino acids.
AAGCUGCAACACGCCAACUUCCAACAAAGUGCAGAUUUCAGCAUAGGACAGCAUGUCAGAACAGAAGAACUUAGCAGAGAAAAAGGAAGAAGUUACUGCCGGAUCUUCGACUACCAACGCCCAACCGGACAAAAAGCCUUUACCCAAGCUCGGUGCUUUGGAAGAUGACGAUGAGUUUGAAGAUUUUCCUGCCACAGAUUAUGAUGGCAAUAUCCAAGACGCUUUGAAGAAAGCUGCUGCCGGUCCUAGCGAUAAUUUGUGGGAAGACAACUGGGACGAUGAUGAUGUGGAUGACGACUUUACAAAACAAUUGAGAACGGCCAUCCAAGAACGGGCAAAUGCGGCGGCCGACGAGACCAUGAAGGAGUAGACAUCAUUGUAUAGUACGGAUAUGUCACAUAUAGCA